Amphimedon queenslandica is the source of this 572-nucleotide messenger RNA. Its product is annotated as cilia- and flagella-associated protein 46-like. The transcript is spliced from 4 exons. The record is from RefSeq and is a predicted model, not a curated record. Lineage: Eukaryota; Metazoa; Porifera; Demospongiae; Haplosclerida; Niphatidae. The coding region runs from base 26 to 466 and encodes 146 amino acids.
UUGUUACUAUGGUAACGAGCACAAAAUGGCUGCUCAGUCCUAUGAAGAAAUGUUUUUCUAUCUCAGAGAGACUUUCUCUCCAGAGAACAGGAAGCCAAUGGUCGAGACUAAUGUUCCUCAGCUAGUAUUAUUCGCUGAGCACAUAUUAAAGGAUGAUAAUGUUGAUCUGGCCAUGGAGUGUAUUGAUUUCUAUUUCUCUCUCAAUCCUCCAGCGAACCAGUUCCUCAUAAGAGCUCACGUCUGUCGUGGAAUGUGUCUCUCCAGGAGAGAAGGAAGGGAGCAAGAAAGUCUUCGCUGCUUUAGCAAAGCCAGUUGGUUUAGCAAAGAAGUCGCCAUGUUAUCAUUUCAUGGUAUACAAUAUAUCAGUGUGUCUGUGGAAGGUUAUAAGAGGAGGAGGAGCAAUGGGCAUAUCAUCACCUCAGGUCUACACAUCAACACUACAGACUGUAGUGAAGGCACUGGAUGAGUGCAAUAAUGAUGAUUAUAAAUGGAGACUCACCCUUUUGCUGUAAGAAUCUCUAUGUUCAUCAUCAUCUUUCUCUCUCUUCACUUUCUUUUGCAGUUGUUUGGCU